AUGGUCCCUACCGGUGAGACUCUCGGCGACACCUCGGUCGUCAACAACGCGUGCGACCUCGCGCACAUUCACUCUGUCCGCUCGAUACGGUCGGAGAACAUCGACGGUGAGUUCUGUGCUGGGCUUGACGGCAAGCCCUCCGACAUGAACUGCUCCGUGAUGGCAAGCAAGGUCGGAGCCCUUGCCGUCGGCGCCAAGGCCGACAACACCUCCGAGGCGAACGGCCUCAUCCCGCCUGACAAGUUCUGUGACAACCCGUCCUGCCCCGCGCACCCCUUCCUGCCCAAACUGAGCACCGAGGACGGCGCGGAGAGCGAGUUUCUCUUCUUCAACAUCCCCGUCUCCGCGGCCGAGCAUUCGAUCAUCACCGAGCUCGUCGUGCCCAAGAUUGACGCCGAGUCCAAGGCCGUCGCUCUCGGGCAAACGAUCGCCUCCAAGAUCGACGUCGACAAGAUCUUCUCUGUCGGCACCCGCUUCACCAAGCUCCUCUCCGACGCCCGCCUCUCGCUCAACUCUUUCACGAGCCCCUCCAUCGCCGACGCCUUCAUGCUGAGCGCCAUCGGUACCGCGUCCGUCAACAACGACUGGGACUCGUCGUCCUCGCAACCCGCAAUGGUUACUACCUUCAGCCCGGGAGACGGAAGCGCGCUGGCGGACGUCCUCGAGGCGGAGGACGACGAGCGGCAGGACGAGGCUGCGCGUGGCGAUGAGCAGCCGAUGCUAGCGCCCCACGGGCCGGCGCUGUCGGUGCAGCUUCGGCGCGUGCGCCUGCAGCUGCGCGAGUUCCUCGCAACGCAGGCCGCGGCGGGGAAGAGCGUGCCGAUGCAGCGGACGGCCCUCGGUCUGCACCCAACGAUGCGGUGGACGAUCCGCUUCGGCAAGUGGCUCGCGACGACGCGAGUCAGAGCAUUGAGGGCGAGCCGGUGGCACGCGACCGAGCGGGGCGACGCGCGGGAGGAGGAGCCGACGGUGCGCGCGGGUCGCGGCGAGAACACGGUCUACGUCGCGUUGCAUUAA
Emiliania huxleyi CCMP1516 is the source of this 1017-nucleotide messenger RNA. RefSeq lists its product as hypothetical. The record is from RefSeq and is a predicted model, not a curated record. NCBI's taxonomy places the organism in Eukaryota, Haptophyta, Isochrysidales, Noelaerhabdaceae. The transcript is spliced from 4 exons. Bases 1 to 1017 code for a protein of 338 amino acids.